UUCGAUAGGCAGUAAUCGAUGGUUUAGCAGCUCUGCCCCACUAAAAAUUACCACGUGAAGUGAAAUUGCGAAUUUCAUCACGAAUUUUAAACAGUUUCUUGGACUUAUAAACCAAAUCCCAGUGCUUCAAACGAACAGGCUUAGUCAGGCCGAGCUACCAGUAAAGAGAGAAUCCAAGCAAGCCCAGAGAAACCAGUACCCACAGAGAAAUGGCGCUCCGCGUGCAAUUCGAGAACAACGACGACAUCGGCGUCUUCACCAAACUUACAAACACAUACUGCCUUGUGGCCAUUGGCGGUUCCGAGACCUUCUACAGUGCUUUUGAGGCGGAGCUGGCCGAGACUAUCCCGGUGAUACACGCCAACGUGGGCGGCUGCCGCAUCAUUGGUCGCCUCACUGUCGGCAACAGAAACGGGCUGCUGGUGCCCAAUUCCACCACGGACGAGGAGCUGCAGCACCUGCGGAACAGUCUGCCCGACGCCGUCAAGAUCCAGAGAGUGGAAGAGCGUCUAUCAGCCUUGGGCAACGUCAUAGCUUGUAACGACUAUGUUGCUCUCGUGCACCCAGAUCUAGACAAAGAGACUGAGGAGAUCAUCGGCGACGUUCUGAAUGUGGAAGUGUUCCGUCAGACCAUUGCUGACAACACGCUGGUGGGCUCCUAUACGGUUUUGAGCAACCAGGGCGGCAUGGUGCACCCCAAGACAAGCAUACAGGACCAGGACGAACUGUCGUCCCUGCUGCAAGUUCCCCUCGUGGCGGGAACUGUAAACCGAGGCAGUGAAGUGCUCGCUGCCGGCAUGGUGGUCAACGACUGGCUCUCCUUUGUGGGAAUGAACACCACCGCCACUGAGAUUUCCGUGAUCGAGAGCGUCUUCAAGCUAAACCAGGCACAGCCGGCCACCGUGACAACCAAAUUGCGAGCGGCCCUGAUCGAGGACAUGUCCUAAGGCUAGGAUUCUUUCCACCCAUAUCCAAUCCUUUAUAUAAGCUUACUUGUUAUCUUCUAUAAAAUGUCAUCUAAGAGCGCCAAGCUAAAUACAAAACAAAAUUUCAAAGAA
Messenger RNA from Drosophila bipectinata, 1058 nucleotides. RefSeq names its product eukaryotic translation initiation factor 6 (gene eIF6). The record is from RefSeq and is a predicted model, not a curated record. Gene Ontology annotation, biological process: assembly of large subunit precursor of preribosome; maturation of LSU-rRNA; cytosolic ribosome assembly. Gene Ontology annotation, molecular function: ribosomal large subunit binding. Lineage: Eukaryota; Metazoa; Arthropoda; Insecta; Diptera; Drosophilidae. Gene Ontology annotation, cellular component: cytosol; preribosome, large subunit precursor; nucleolus.